GACAUAAUUUUGAGGUUUGCUACAUGGAUCAGAGCAUUGGUAAUUUGGAGUGGCAGUGAUUCACAUUCACUCCUCAUAAACCAUUGAAAUCAGUUCUUCUUCUGGCCAAUGAUUGCAAUCCACUUACGGAAAAAUAAAAAACCUACCUGGAUGAAAAGAUCACAUCAACCCAUUGCCUGCAGAAAUUGCCAAGACUGGUAUAACAAAUUCUGAUUAAGUCAAAUGUCACCAAAUUUCCUUGAUUUUGGAAGUCAGAAAAAUGGACUGUGAGAUUUUGGAGAUCACACUACGGAAGAACAACAGUUAUUAAGGACAGUGUACUGUAUGAGGAGAAAAAAGAUAUUGCUUUUCACCAAACUCAGUACUGAACAAGCUGUCACAGUGAGAGACUUCAGAGAAUUAAGAAACAUUUAUUAAUUCUUAAUAUGAGUCUUGGAAAUUUUACAUUAUGCACAUGAAUUAUUUUUAUCCGCAAAUGGUUGUGUUAUGAAAAUAUGGUGCUGAUAACAGCAUUUUGGAGAGGUGGGCUUAAAGUAUUGGUAAAAAGAAAAGCUCUGCUACCUUACAUUCAUGUUGUUCUCUGAGUGUGUCUGCAGUUCAAAUGUAAAAUUAAAGCAUGAAGAGGACGUGCCAAGCUGAUCAUUUUUGAAAUGGUGGUUCUGCAGAACUGUAAAGGCAAGAGUACCAACAUUGUAAUGAAAAUGAGAUUAUAAAAGUGCUGUUUUUUGAGUGGAUUCCUUCAAGCUGCAAGGCACUGGAUUAACAUGAGCAAACUUGUUCUAUUUCAGGUACUGAACUAUGCCAUUCCAUUUCUCUGCAUUGCAUUUGUUCUCUGCAGUUUCAAACUGCCCAUCCAGUUCAGUAGUUUGACAGGCUGUAAAACUGAAUAACAAUGUGUUUUCUAGGCACAGGUGAUAAAAUAGAUUUAUUUUGUGUACUACAGCAUUACUGGAACUGUAAACUUUAGCUAUAAAAUAUUUUUAUAUACAUUCAUUAAACUUUAAGAUUUUCUUGAAAAAAUCUUCUAAUCAGAGGAAAGCAGAAAACCAUUCAUUUGUAGGAAUUAUUUAUAGACUUCUAAGAGGGAAGCUAGCAAUAUUACUGAAGCCUAAUUAUUAACUUUUGGUAAUUAUUCCAUUUGGUUCUUCUGCAAGACGUGUAUCACUCUGACAGAUUUGCCAGCUGGUGGACUAUGUUAAUUUGUGCCUUUUUUUGUUGUUGUUGUUUAGUUUACGUAGGAACAGUUUUGUAUCUCGCUCUUCUUGAAAUAGCUUUUUAUUUGAGAAUUUCAGUUGAAGCCAAACAAUACCAGUUUUUUUUUUUACAAGUGUCAUGAAAUAGGUGGGAGCAGAAGUUACCUGGUUUUGGAUGGAUUUUAUUCUCAUAUUUGGCUUUCCAAUUUAAGUAUAGAGGAUGUCAGAGUUACUGAUCCAUUGCCAUUGUGUUUAUCCAGAUUUUUGUCAAGAUAAUCCUAGUAAAUAAUUUGUAACCAAUUACAGAACUAAGGAAAAUCUAUUAAUUCAUGUUCAAACGAGCCCAAAUGGAAUUCUUUAAGCAUGUUGAUUUUUUUUUUGUCAUGUAUUCAACUAAAAUCACUGCAUGAGUUUUAGAUUUUGCAUGGGUACCUUGUCUGAAAGCACAGGCAUGAACCAGCAAUGCCACAGCCCAAAUCUUUAAGCUAAUGCAGACUUAUGCCAUAAUAGAGGUGCAUGCAUACAGUUCCUCACACCUCUCUCUUGUGUGAUAUAACUGCUUUGGGUAGGUUUGACAUUUGCAGCAGUUGAGAAUCCUCUUUUUUUAGUUAAGUGUAGUAUUUUGGGGGGAUGCUUUUAACUCACUGAAAUAAAACUGCAGUGAUAUUGAUAUAGUAAGCUCUGUUAGAGAACCGGGAUACUGUGGCCUGAAAUUUGCAUCCCUUCCCUUUUUCUCCCCCCCAAAAUAUACAUACUCUUAAAAGGCCUGCAAUAAAUUGGCAAGAUAAUAAAGACAUCAGUGCAUAUACAUUAAUUACUGAUGUGAAAUAUCAGAUUUCAUAAAAAUCGUGGUAUCUUUUUAUGCUUGUGUCUCGCCCCAAUUUAUAGGAGGGAGAUGAGGUUCUUUAAUAUCUGUAUACCCGGUGUGAGAUUAAGAAACAACGGUUCAUAUGUUGUUGCAUCCAGUUUAUUACUAAGACCUAAUCAGGGAGACGGGAAAGGGAAGGAGGGCGAUAGAAAAGAUGGAAAAGAAGCAGGAGUUGCGUAAAGCGGGGAUAGUCACCAGCAGGAUCCAGCAGCGGUCCCGUUGCACGGUGUUUGAAGGUCCCGGGCAGAACGCAGCAGAAGACGGGGAGCAGCAGCGCGGCCGGCCUUGAGCAGCAGGCAGGUAGUCGAGGAGCCAAUUCUUGAAGCAGCAACAGCGGUCAGGCAGCAGGCUCAGGAGAGUUCAACAGUAUGCAGGAAUCACCUCAAUCUUCAGGAAUCCCUCUAUCUUCCGGAAUUCCUCUCUCCGUUCUUCUUCAUGAGGGAUCUCUUGUCAGAAAACCCUCCCGUUCUUCAUGAGGAAUCUGUUGUCAAAAAUCCUGCGUUCGUCAUGAGGAAUCUGUUGUCAGAAACCUCCCGUUCUUUAUGAGGAAUCUGUUGUCAGAAACCUAUCCUCAUGGUUUUCAGUUCCUCUUUUACCCUCCUUGUUCUCCUGCCUACGUGACAAGGAUGGGCCUCGAGCAAGAGUCAUUGAGUACCUCCUGAGAUGGCCAUCAUCCGGAGAUAAGCCCACACAAAGGAGCACUUCACAGCUAUUCAGCUGCAGUUCAUCUCGCUCUCGUUGCCCCUGGCCUUGUCCAUCUGCGUUCCCCCAAAGGAUCUCACAACCUUUGCCCAGGACUUGCCUGAACUUGUUCAUCUGUGUCCUUCAAACAAAGGAUUUCACAAUCCUUGCUCGGGACUUGAACAAGUCCCUCUGUGUCCUCAGCAAGCUUUGAGACACAGAAGUUAACAGUAUAGUCUCUUACAGCUUGUACUCAACCAUGUUAAUUACAAAAGAUUUCUACUGUCCAUAUCAUCGUGACCAAGAAUCAGGGCCUGCUGGUCAAGAAAGGUGGCUCAGAAAAGGGUGUCUGCUCUCUAGCAGUGGAGGUCAUGAGCAUUUGGGACAGUACAUCUGAGUACAUGCUUCAGCAGUUUGCCCUCAAAAAGGGUGUGGCCGUAGACGUCCUUGGCACUUUCUACAUCCUGAGAAAGCGCAUCUGCGAGGGGACCAGGCCCAUGAUUGUCCCCAGGUUCCACCUGUCACAACGAGUGGCACAGGCCCAGGGGCUCAUCUACACCAACAGCGACAUUCCUGACGAUCUCAAAGUCGUCCCCCUGGACUAUUCCCAGCUGUCCCUGAAGACAUCCUUGCCAGAGAAGCUGGUGAAGGAGUGCGUGAAUGACAUCGUGGUCCUCUUCAGCUGGGGCGCAGGGCUGGGAGAGGACUACGACCUUGUUUUCAAGGGCAUUGGGGUUCUCAUGAGCCGGAAUCGGAUCCUCACAAUGAGGUACCGUGAGGAGUUUCUCCUUGCCAUUGAUCAGACAGGAGCUGCGCUGAAGUGUCUGCUCGCUAACCCGCAGACAGAGGUCUGUGUGCUAUCAGGCAGGGAACCGGCUGCUUUCCAUGUGUGUCCCGGGGGCAUCCGUGUGCUUCCAGGGUUUAAAAUUAAGCUGCCUUCUGAAAUAAAAGCCGGAGAGCUCUCCCCUGACAAGGAAGCCGAUGAGAAGGAAGGUGCACAGAGCUACCAGGAUAAGUACCUGCACCAGCAAAAGACACAGCCACCACACCAUCAGAAAGGGGACAGGGCUAUAGAAGGGAAUCAAAAGCACAGAAGGACGCCUAUGGACAAUGGUAUCUUCAGCCAGCUGUUAGCAGGCCUGAAGUCCAGGUCUGACGCUGAAGAAGGGGGAGUCAGGGAAGACGUGUAUAAGGAGCAGGAGAAAGAAGGUAAAGCAAUGGAUGAGUCCCUACACGGGCCAGCAGGUUUCUGCACUACCAGAGGACGGAGGCCAAGGCUGCCCGACGAACACCUGUGCCUCCCAGGGAGCCGCAAGCACCCCACAGCCCAGCGGAGGCUGCCCCCUUUGACUCUGCCGGCGCUGCCCACCAAAGCCCUCCGAGGAGAGCCAGCACCCAGCGCCCCGCGUCCAAAGAGGACAGAGUUUUCCCACGCACCAUCUGGCACCCAGGGGUCAGCCAAGCUGCUCCGAAAACUCCGUGGGGAAGAAGGUCAAGCUGAGGAGGGUGAGGGAGACGGCAGGGCAGCAGGGAGCCGCAAGCACGCCCAGCGGAGGCUGCCCCCGGUGACAGUGCUGGAGCUGCCCGCCGAUGUCACCCAAGCACAGCCAGCACUGGGAGCCCCACGCCCAAAGAGUGCGCUACCAGCAAUUGAGGGGAGCUCUUCAAAGGCGGGCAAGAGGAGAAAGAUGCGCCAGUGCAGGGAGAAAACUGAAAUUCCUGCUUGCAAAGACCAUCAGCGAGUAGGACAGGAGGUCUGCUACCUGUGUUUGCAGCAAGAGCAUCAUCGCCUGUGGGCAGCCAUGCUGGAGGAGAAGGAAAAGAAAGAAAGGGCUGAGCGGGCAGAGCUGCAGGACUGGAAGACCAGGAUGGCAGCCUUGAGCCAGCGGAGAGCACGUGCUGCAUGGGAGUGGGAGGUUGCCAAAACAGAGAAAAAGGAGAGCUUAAGAUACAGCAGAAAUUACCUGGAAUCCCUCUGCCCCACUCCUCCAGGCUACAUCCGGAGGAUGGAGUAUGACCGUGAGCUCCAGGAGAGGAGGGAGGUGUGGGAAAAGGAGCGUCGGAGAGUACCAGCGAAGAUCCCACUACGGCAAUAAGCAUGGGCAGCUCCUGCCGCGUCCUGGCUCAGGGGCAGAGAGCUGGUGUUGAGCCAGGGCCCCCCACAGAUGGGGCUGAUGUGCAGGCUGGAGCAGGAGGGGUCCGAAAGCAACUCUGUGCCACUCUUGCUGCCACAAGUGCCGAUGGCCCUCCCACCGCCAUGCCAGGGAAGGGUAGAACCUGGUGGGCAGAGCAGAAGACCAGAGAACAGCAAAGCCCCCCCAGAGCUUGCAGCAGGAGCACACCUACUUCCCGUGGAGCACAAGAGCAGGCCAGUGCUUCACCUUCACACUGUGGCUGCAGGCCAAAGGAGCGUCACCUGCCUGGGAGCAUGGGAACAGACGAAAGACCAGUCAGAGCAGAAGCUGCAGAGCAAAAUAAGUAGCAUGAGAAGACAUGCUGAGAACCGAGGACAUCUCCAGAAUGCACGGGAGAAAGAAACUAUACAACUGUCAGGGAAUUGUAACCAUUUCUGCCCACCAUGACUGUGAGCUGCUUGCUCUGCAUACAAAGCUUCGGAGCAUAGAGAACAGCGGAAAAUUACUGGGUUAAGCUAGCGUGGGUCAACAGCCGUUCCCCCUCCUGUUUGUAUGCUCCCUUCAAGCACUGGCAGGCCACAGUGAGGUCUCCCCAGAAACCGGUUUGAACAUCAUGUUGUUUGUAACGUUAGCUAUUCCAUCUGGGAAGUGGCUGUUUGUAACAUCAGCUAUUCCAUCUGGGAUGUCAGUGUCAAAAUUCAAGUCAUGUUGCCCAGUAUGUAUCGUGAGGAAUAAAGGAAUGCCACUUUCUAACACCA
Messenger RNA from Lagopus muta (rock ptarmigan), 5635 nucleotides. RefSeq lists its product as uncharacterized. The transcript is spliced from 15 exons. The record is from RefSeq and is a predicted model, not a curated record. NCBI's taxonomy places the organism in Eukaryota, Metazoa, Chordata, Aves, Galliformes, Phasianidae. Gene Ontology annotation, cellular component: centrosome. Bases 3114 to 4838 code for a protein of 574 amino acids.